Thermothielavioides terrestris NRRL 8126 is the source of this 4951-nucleotide messenger RNA. RefSeq lists its product as uncharacterized. The transcript has a single exon. Bases 146 to 4654 code for a protein of 1502 amino acids. The record is from RefSeq and is a predicted model, not a curated record. Lineage: Eukaryota; Fungi; Ascomycota; Sordariomycetes; Sordariales; Chaetomiaceae.
CCCGCUUUCGCGUCGAUGUGGAGAGCCUGCGUUGCCCUGCCCGCUGCGUGUCAGAGCCCUCCAUUCCAGCACCGAUUUUCUCGCGACACUUUACCCACUACGUGGGGUGUCUUUGCCUUCCUGUAUUAGGCGCACCUCCCCCAAGAUGCCCGACGGCAACAGCUUUCGUCUGCGGCUGGUCGUGCGACGUCACGCGCUGCCCGAAGUGAGGGUCGUCUUCGCCGUCGCGCUCGACAACGAUCCAACCAUCGCCGCGCUGUUGGAGCAGGUCAACGACGUCAUUCCACUGGAGAGCAACAAUUGGGGUCUGGAGGACUACGCUGUUGAGCUCCGUGAUUCCCACGGCUGCGCCUUCGAGUGCCUGCACUUCCAGCAACUGUCCUCCGUCUUGAGAAAUGACGAGGAAGUGUUCAUCCGUCCCCUCGAUACCGCCGACCAGCGGAAGCGUCGAUUAAGUGGGCGCCUCCAAAUCUCGGCCAGCGGGAAGCAUCUCGUCGACGGUGUAGCUUUCGGUCGCCCGCGCCUCAGGACGCCGAGAGACCGGCCAGCCGUCGAGAUACCCCCUUUGAAGCGCCGAAGGCUCGAGUACGAUGCCGAGGAAAGCGAUGACCAACAACCCCAACUGCUCCUUACCGAACACGGGGAAAACUCCAGAGCUGGCCGUCGUUCCCGCCUGCGAACGCGGUUCGCUCUUGCUCAGGGCGAUGGCUCUGGACUCGAACGAGACGAAGAGGAAGUUGACGACGACGACUUCGAAGAGAGUACAGACCAGGAUAGCAGUGCGAGUGAAGUUGACUCAGACGCAAGUGACCCUGACGACGGCGACCUGGAAGAGGAGCUUCGGGGUCUGCAGGCGGAAAAUGAACAAUUUCAGAACGAAGUUCGUGCCGUUCAAGGUCGGGUACCUCGGACUUCGGCGUCAUCAAGGAGGAGAGGACCAGAGCGAAAACCUUCCACAGCCCUUCAAACGGUUUCUGGUGCAGCUUCGUUCGGUAGUCGCGGAACGGCCGUCUCUCCCAAUCAAGAGACUGCCAAAUCGGGAUCCUCCGGGUUGCAGAUGAAGCACCACUACCGACCAGUUGGCUCUCCCGACGCCGUCCUUGCCCAACCCAACCGCCCGCCAUCCCGAACCGAGGCAGCCUGGGAGGACGAGGCUGGCCAAAGCGAUGCGGAGUCUGUCGCUUCCAUCGUGAAACACUACGACGAGCACGGAUUUCCCAGCGGCUCCAUCCUCGCUGGGACGGCCGCUGCUCAGAUGGCCGAGGCCAUGCGCAAAGCCGGCCACCCGGUAAAGCCCCCGGUGCAUACCAGAUUCGAUGAGGAUUCCAUCGUCCCUCCUGAUCUUCCUCCAUCCUCGGCCGGUCCAGAUCAGAUUGACAAAGCCGAUGAGAUGGAGACUGGGGUCGAGGGCGAGAGCGACCAGGACAGUGGCCCCGAAGUCGCCCCUUCGAACGUGACGAAAUCACCAGGUGGUGUCAGGCCCUCUGCGACCAGUCCUUCAUCCGUGUCGCGAGAUAGCGAGAGUGACAGCGACAACGACAGCGCCAGCAGCAGCAGCAGCAGCGACAGUAGCAGUAGCAGCUACAGCGACAAUGACGCCGGCAGCGACAGUGGCAGCGACAGUGGCAGCGACAGUGACAGCGAUAACGACAGCGAUAGCGACAGCACUAGUGACAGCGGGGCCGAGACCAGCAGUGAUAGUGAUGACAGUGACGCCGCGCGGGGCACCGGCGAGAGCUCUGACCACGUGGGCGAUGUCCGCGGACCUCAAAUCGGCUCAUCCAGUGGAAGCGAGAGCGGCGAGUCUGAUUCGUCCUCUGAUGGAGACUCGUCUGACGGCGGUCCCGGCGACGCCUCCAAGCCGCCGUCGCCCCGAAGUACUGUCCCUGCAGUGCAAGUCCCGGUUACUCAAGGGAACGCCAUCCCUCGGGGUGCGGAGCCUGAGACGAUCGUUCCGACAGCCGACAGUAGCUCAGGGGAACGCCCGAGGCUGGUUCCACCAAGACAGGGGAAAACAGCUACGCAGAAGAGGAAUGCGAGGAGAAGAGCUGCUCUCAGGGCGCUCAAGGCUGCCGCUCAGAACGAAUCAUUGCCGGCCGUGACCGAGGCCGCCCAAGACUCACCAAUCGUCGUCCCUCCCGACUUUCGUGACUCAAUUGCGGCGAAAAAAGCAGCGUUAUUGCAGAGCCUCGGCAUGCUUCAAGAGAUGUCCCCUGAGACCGGGAGGGCUACUAGCGAGGGCGAAGGCCCCGAAGCCAAGCGGAAUCAAGACCAAGUUCGCAGUAUUCACGCUGACGGCGUUCAGCCAUCGCUGAAUCACGGUCUCGGUCCCUCCAUCGACAACCAACCUCGGGGGUCCAGAGAUGAACCACACUUGCAGGAAGGCCCGGAAUCAUGGCGGGACAGGAUUAAUUACCGCGCGGUGGAAUGUUGCCACGAAGGGGUCGAGCUCAGUGAACCACCUUUCCCUUUUGUCCAGCGCUGGGAUCCCCAGCAGCAAUGCCAAUACUUCAAGGGCAGCAAGAAUCUGCGUGGCGGCCGUUCCAAACGGAAACAGCGCAAUCAACCGGAGUAUUUGGAUGAAGGAAGCCGGUCAAGCGCCAAGAGGAGGAAACGCGCCCGCGAUUAUGAUGCCGACAACGACCAUGAGUGGUCUCAUGCCGGUCACGACGGUGAUACUGGUCUUGGGGACACAAUGCUCAACUACGACGACGAACCUGAGGAAACCGCGAAGCAACCGGAUCGGGCAUCAAACCCGGCCGUCGGCGAGGAUGAAGAGGAUGAAGACCUGCCAACCCCUCCUGCCGAUUUGUCCUCUCUGCCUGUCCUAGAACCGGGUGAGGCCGCGUCGGGCAUGGUUGUGACCUGGAAACAGUGGGUUCUGUCCAAAGCCACCAACUGGCAGCCCCAGGUAUUGGCGCUCACCGGGAUUGUGGUCGACGUCCUGGAAGACAAUGCCCUAAAGGUUCGUCUUGCCAAACGAGAUCGCAACCUGGACCGCAACGAAAAGGUUUACGACGAUGAGGGGAACCGCGUUUAUGACAAGUUUGAGUUGCCCGGCAUGGAAGACGAGGACGAAGAGGCCGCGGCGGAGGGAUACCGGGUCCUGGGUCCUGCAGAUAUGAUCGAGCCGCGCAUCUUGCGACCUGCUCCCCAGGAUGUUGGGGCCUCAUCAUGUGGACAGCCACCAGCUGACGCCGAGAGGAGGGAGAGGCCUCAAAAUGCGGAUUCAAAGGAAACGCUAGAAACGCCGUCUUGCGAGGCAGUACCAUCUGCUACGCUGGAUCAAGCAGAAGGCGAAGUCGAAACUUCUGGACCCGGGAGAUGCCCUGGGGAGGUGGACGUCGACAGCCCGGCCGCUAAUGGUGGACGCCAGAGCUCUGAGCCUCCUGCCGGACAAAAGCCCGUCGACAUUCCCAUCUCAGAAAAGCGGCGGCAUGAGAUCAGUCUCCUCAUUCAUGAAGCCGGCUUCAGGAAGGAGAUCGACCCCUCGGUUUCCAACCAUGCUGGCUUAGACCUCAGCAGCCCGACGCGGCAAUUAGAGGAAAUGGCAGAGGAAGGUGCCACCUUGCCGUCAGAAGCUUCGCAGGCUCGGAGUCAAAGCAGCCCGGGGUCACACGCUCAGGCGACAUCAAACAAUCUUGACUCCCAGCCGAUCUACCUGGAGCCUUUCCACGGUUUCUCGGAUCCAGUUUCGGAGCCGUCUGAGAGAGCACCGGUCGUCUCUCCCCACCUGGGUCUCCCGCCCUCUGAAGCAGAUAGCCUCCACAGCGGGCGGCAGGUCGAUCCCGACUUCUCCAUUGAAUUGGGCGAUGACUCUUUCCACGGCCCUGACGGUUCUGUCUCUGUCUCUCGCUCUACGCUGCGUAACGACAGUGAAAACGAGCACGGCAGGGCAAGCAAGCAGCCCAAGCAUGACAGGGAGGAGGAGUCAGAGUCGGAGUCGUCCGACGGCUCCGGACUCUCUCUGAGCGAUUUGUGGGCAUCAGGCUCAACUCAGGGGCCUCGAUCCCCAAGCAACCGUGCUGUCGUGGCGGCUAUCAAGGCCCGGAAGCCGGCUGCUGCGUCCAAUCCGGAGUACGAGGAAGCCAUGCGGCGUCUUGAAGACUCUGACGUCUCCGACCAGGAUGAGAACCAGCGGGUGCAGCCACGAGAUUCCAGACUGGCCCGGGAAUUGGUGGUCAAGCCCGUCGAGAGGCCGUCGCCGAAGCGGCCGACCCAGCGGACUGGGGCCUCGGACUUGGUCAGUAUUGGGCCACGCAUCAAGGCCGAGCGUGCCUCCCCAGGUCACAGUUCGGCUCGUCCUGCUCGUACCAACGCGGGCAGAUUGGCACGGCACGCCAGCUCGCCGUUCGUCAUCCCCGAGGGUUCCCAAGUCGUGUCGCUCCUGUCCAGCAGCCCGGAGCCUGAGGUGGAAGAAUACUACGCGGAAGACAGCCUCGACGAGACGUACGAAGACCCGGACCUGCCGAGCGGUCCGGGCUGGGUCAAGAAGGCGCGCCCUCGCCGCGGAGAAGGUAAAAAGCCGCCGCCGCCCCCGGAGGUGCCGGAUGCCCAGCCCUUGAAGGCGGGCACUGCCUCGCAGGCAAAGCAGAAUGGUGCGCUGAACUCGUUGCUGCGGGCAAAGAGCAAGGUGAUGUCGAAAAUCUUUUAGCGGGGCUUGGGGUUAGUCGUUGCAUUCGUCGGCUUAGAAAUUCGCUUGUGAGAAGCUGGUCAUUGUAUUAUAGCUCCGUGAAUCCGGGUCUGGUGUGCCUUGCUCGGCCCUUCGCAGACCGGAUGCCUGACUUGAAGUGUAUGUUGCUGCAACGAUGGAAGUCUAAAUCAUUCGUAAUUCAAUCAGUGUUAUGCCUCUUGUGAGAUCCCUUCCUCGUAUGUCAGGAAAUGGAUUUGAGUAGUGCAGGUAAUCUCGUUGGCAGCCCGCCAUGCCCCUUUGAUACCAGCGCGUGGCUUU